AUGGCUUACAAGGUGGCGCUGAUGGCGGCUGCGCUGGCGGCGGCGCUGGGCGCGGCGCGCGCGGGGCUGCUGGGUGUACCCACGGCCGUGGGCUACACGGCGGCGCCCGUCUUCGGCUCCGCGGCCUUCGGGUCGCCGGCCUUCGGCUCGCCCGCGGUGGCCGUGCGCGCGCCGGCCGUCGCCACGCAGACGGGCAACAUCGUGCGCACGCCGGGCAACCUCGGGCAGGUGUCGACGCAGUCGAAGACGGUGGACACGGCGUUCUCGAGCGUGCGCAAGGCGGACGUGCGGGUGAGCAACGACGCGCUGGCCUUCCCCGGCGGCACGGUGCACGCCGUCCACGCCGCGCCGCCCGUCGCGUACGCCGGGCCCGGCGUCGCCAAGGCGGCCGCCCCCGCCGGCGCCGCCGCCGCCGGCCACGCGCUGCUCGGCGUCGCCUACUCCGCCGCCCCCGCCGUCGCACACAUGACCUUCGACGGCCUGGGCAUCAGCUACGCCUACUGA
Messenger RNA from Gryllus bimaculatus (two-spotted cricket), 504 nucleotides. The record is from the annotation of a GenBank genome assembly. NCBI's taxonomy places the organism in Eukaryota, Metazoa, Arthropoda, Insecta, Orthoptera, Gryllidae.